Messenger RNA from Pecten maximus, 2782 nucleotides. Its product is annotated as beta-1,3-galactosyltransferase brn-like. The transcript has 2 exons. Gene Ontology annotation, cellular component: membrane. NCBI's taxonomy places the organism in Eukaryota, Metazoa, Mollusca, Bivalvia, Pectinida, Pectinidae. Bases 668 to 1768 code for a protein of 366 amino acids. The record is from RefSeq and is a predicted model, not a curated record. Gene Ontology annotation, molecular function: UDP-glycosyltransferase activity; hexosyltransferase activity.
ACAUAUCUACCACCAUCCCCACAUCGCGGAAGUAUUUACAUAUUAUAUGUUCAGAGUACGUAACGAAACAAGCUGGUGUGUAUGUUUUAUCAAUUCUAUGACGGGAAUGGUUAUUUCUUAUAAAAUGACGCGCAGCUGGGAAAUAAUGAAUUGAUAGAAUUUUGAAACAAAACGUGUUGGCCGUUAACAAAGUUUUGGAAUAAAACUCCGCUUGGACGUUUCUGAACUAUUCCGAGAGCUGUUUUAAAUUGAAUGAGACCAUUCCUGCAAAGUAAUUUGAUGAGCAUAGUUAAGGAGGCGUACUUCUUUUAAUGAAGUGCAUAUUAUGCUGAUCUAAGGGACGUAACGCGUGCUGUAAAGCCAUAAGGCCCAAGGGACGUAACUCUUGUUGUGAAGUCAUAAGCACUAAGGGACGUAACUCUUGCUGUUCAGGUGAAAGAUCCAAGGAAGACAACUUUACGUAUUAUUUUCUUCUAUAGGGACUCCAUACCAGAUGGAAAAAAAUAGUCUAAGUGCCGUAACUCGUUCUCGAAUGUAACUCACUAUUGCGAGUCACAACUUUAGCUGAAUGGAGUGAAUAUUUUAAAGGCACGUCAUUCUAACACGCCCUCGUUGUUUUGCUGAGAUCUUUGAAAGUUGCCAACAUCGUCUCCCGUCACGUGACAUCAUGAAUGUCAUGAGAAUAUUCGCUGUUAAGUUAUUCCAGAGGAGAAGUUAUCGGUACGCACCUUUGGUCAUUGUUUUACUCACCACGUAUCUUGCCUUCCACAUCCAGCAGGAUAUCCGGUUUAUAAUAAAUAAACGAGAUUUGAACGUGAACAUGUCAAUUCCUGCCCUAACUACAACGGAGAUUCCCUUUUUUAGUAACACCACGGAGGAAGAGUUACACAUCCCCGACAUCCGGUUUCCUUUGGACAUUGACUUGGAGAAGGCGGUUAGGGAUAAAAUAGAGAGCGAUAUUGACAUUCCACACCGUGCCAUUAACGGAAUAAGACAUAGAUAUGUGUACCACCCACCGGCCUGUGAGUUUAGCAACACAACAGAACCGUUUACACUUCUAAUUUUAGUGAAAUCAAGUGUUCGAAAUAUGUUUAUGCGAGAUGCCAUCCGAGAGACAUGGGGCAGUGAGCUCGAUGAAAACGUCAAAAUAGCGUUCCUGCUGGGUUAUUCCCCUUUGUUAAGGGAUACGAUCGCAAUGGAAAAUGACGCAUACAAUGACAUCAUUAUGGAGAAUUUCAUUGACGCUUAUUCCAACAAUACGCUAAAAACGAUUAUGGGUUUCCAUUGGGCAGUGAAUGAGUGUCCGACGGCGAACGUGAUUCUAUUUAUAGAUGACGAUCAUUUACCGCACAUGCGCAAUAUCAUGUCAUAUCUACGUUCUAUAAGACCUGACCAGUUAGAUGAUCUGUACUGUGGUUAUCGUAUCAAUAAGGGCCCAGUCACCCGCGGGGGCAGGGGUCGAUGGGCGAUCCCAAGGACUGUGUAUUCCCAUCGCUACUGGCCACCCUACCUCAGGGGCGGGGCUUUCGUCGUAUCACAGAAAAUUGCGCGGAAAUUUGCUAUAGCAUUUCCUUAUGUACGAUUUCUUCAUGUAGAUGACAGUUAUCUUGGGCUGGUGUCGCUGAAACUAAACAUACUUCCACAGCACGAUAUUCGGUUUAUGAUGGAUAAGAAGGAAAUUGCGACUCAGAAACAGUAUUUUGUUUUCAAUGACUAUAAGAAGCCAAAAGACUUUAAAGAAGGCUGGGAAACAAUAACGAGUCAAUAAUAAUUAAAUAACUAGGAUAUGUAUAGAAUAUAGCCAGGGUAAUCGUGUUAAGAUAUUUUUAAUACGUAUUUGACAUUGUAGAAAUGUAUGAUCACGUGCAUGCUUAAGGCUCUCACAACUAAUUCAGCCAGUCAGUUGCGAAUCCCCUUCAUACCGAAGAUAUUUUAGAGUAAUAAACAUAUGGAAUGGGUACUUUCAUUAUAUCAGAAUAAAGAGAAAUUAUCUAAUAUAUAUAUAUAUCCUCUCUUGUUGAAAAUUGAAUGAGGAAGGAACACAGAUAAAAAGGGCAGGAAUUUCGAAUGCGGGGAUUCCCAAGUCAACUGUCAUCAGUGAUAACAUAUACAUGUAUUACGCAAAUAUAUCAUGGGUGUCUGCGCAAAAGAACAUGGGUCCAUUACCAGUAGCUCGUGUAAACUAGUCUGGUAUACUUGUUUUAUUACAUUAUCACUAGAAACACACUUAGAGUCACUGAAAUCUCGACUUUCCUGUAGGUCAAGAAGUCACCAUGACUGUCGUCGGCAGUGCUGACAUCCGAGUGACUUGGACGCUUGAAAGUGUAGGACGACAUUCUGAAACGUCACAGGUGUUCAUUAGUUCGCACGUGACCGAAUUCCGAAGGGUCACAGGCGUUAAAUAGUUCGCACGUGACCGUGCACUAUUCAUUUUAGCCGUGCAAAAGUUCAUAAUAUACCUUAUGUUGAUAGUUAGGGAAAAUCAAACGCAUUAUGAAAUAAAUUAAAAUGUUUAGUUGUGUGAGUCCUACAUGUAAUAUGGCGGAUGCUAGCUACAUUGAUAAGCAUCAGUCAUCAUUUCUUUACUUGAAUCUUGUUGAUGAUAUUUUCUUUCAAGAUAAAAUAUUUCAAGAGAAAAAGUCAGCUUCAUUAAAGUAAAAGUGGUGUAUUAUACAUGUGGAGUUUUCGUAAUUAAUCAAUUUGUGUUAAUUAUCUUAAUUUAUUUAAUUAUUUAUAUAUUAUAGCAGAUUUAUUUAUUUUCACUGUCAUAGCACCCAUGACA